Molecule: messenger RNA, 1452 nt
Organism: Enterobius vermicularis (human pinworm)
Lineage: Eukaryota; Metazoa; Nematoda; Chromadorea; Rhabditida; Oxyuridae
Source: the annotation of a GenBank genome assembly
UUAGCUAUGUUAUCUGAGCAGUUUUCUGGCAAUCCUUCUGUGAAGUACGGGAGGUUAAAGGCGUUUGAAGUGGAGAAGAAAAUUGGGAAAGGGCAAUUUUCUGAUGUUCAUCGGGCGAAGUGUAAGGAAGAUGGAAAAGUGUUGGCUUUAAAAAGGAUUAAAGUAUAUGAAAUGGUGGAUCAGAAAAGCUUAGAUGAUUGUAGAAGAGAGAUUCGGUUACUUGAAAAACUGGAUCAUAUAAAUAUAAUCAAAUAUUACACAUCAUUUGUGGAAGACAAUCAAAUGUACAUAGUUUUGGAGUUAGCAGAUGCUGGAGAUCUAAGUCGGCUUAUUCGGUACUAUAAAGGCAUCCAGAGUCUAAUUCCGGAACGCAUUAUUUGGAAAUACUUUGUGCAGAUUAUACGUGGUUUGGAACACAUGCAUUCUAAAAGGAUAAUGCAUAGAGGUUAUUAUCAAAAGUUGUGGAUUUAUUUUCUGUCAUGGAGAGUUUUCGUAGAUAUCAAACCAGCAAAUAUUUUUAUCACCGCUGAAGGAACCAUUAAGUUGGGUGAUCUUGGUCUUGGACGCUUUUUCAGUCAGAAAACAACAGUUGCCCACUCUCUGGUGGGCACACCGUAUUACAUGAGUCCGGAAAGGAUACAAGACACCGGUUAUAACUUUAAAUCGGAUUUAUGGAGCGUUGGAUGUUUACUUUACGAGCGCAGAAGCGCUCGCUACAUUAGGGUGUUGUGGACAAUAAGCGAUGAGGAAAUGAGGCUUAAUUUUCUUGUUUUCUUUGUGAACUUGUACUCAGUAUGGUCUUGCGAGCUGGCCGAAUCGGUGGUUAAAAAAACAGCUACAGUCAAGGUUUACGACCACGGGUUGCAUAGAAGAUUUUCACUAAACGUCUCAUUAGAAGGCUCAAAACGAUUUAUCGAGUGCCAGGUAACAUAUCGACUGGUAGUGCCGGAGGGUGCAUAUAUCGACAUCAACGACUUAGACAAACUGCUGAAUUUUGAUAUUGCAAAUGCAAAGUUCGACGUAGAAGCCCCGAAAGAAUGGUCUACACCCACUCCAGUGUACAUAUAUCCAAGAAGGUUGCUCAGGAAGACAUUUAGCUUCGAGCAACGUCUUGAGUUACCUAUUCAUCUUCGAUACCAUCGUUCUUGUAACAGAAGUACGAAGACAGCGACUGUGUUGUUCAAUCCUCCACUUAUUCUUCUACGUUGCGAAGAUAACACAGCUUUUUUGGAGAAUGCAAGUUGCAAAAAACAUAUGGCAAAGGCUCCAUGUCACCACUCUUCAAAAAAGUGGUGUGAAUGGAUGAGCAUAAAGCCAGAAUCUAGUAUGCCAUUUGAAAUAAUCAUUCCAACUGGGAACACUGAUCAUAGGGAUAUCGUUUUUGCUGGAACUUUUAUCACAGUGUUUGGCUGUAUAAGUACAAUUGUGUUUACUUCAUAUUUUCACUCUUGA